Molecule: messenger RNA, 3159 nt
Organism: Centropristis striata (black sea bass)
Lineage: Eukaryota; Metazoa; Chordata; Actinopteri; Perciformes; Serranidae
Gene: pcsk2
Product: proprotein convertase subtilisin/kexin type 2
Exons: 13
Coding region: 650-2578 (642 amino acids)
Biological process (GO): protein processing
Cellular component (GO): Golgi membrane; trans-Golgi network
Molecular function (GO): serine-type endopeptidase activity
Source: RefSeq, a predicted model, not a curated record
UAAGAAAGGCCUUUUGCUUUUGUCUGUUUUUAUCUCUGCCUUUCUCAGCGCUGCUCUUAAUUUCUGUCACACUGAUAGAGAGAAACUGUAAAAUGUUGGCUCCAAUCGGAGGUCUCCAAUUGAAGAUUUCCAACCCUUCAUUCCAGAUACUAAUCAAUAAAAUUCCCAUCAACUCUGAGGGUGAUGGGAGGAAUUCUCCAAGGUGCUGAAAAGUGUACCCGAGCUCAUCCGGGGGGCAGGAAGCGACCUGACACACCCGCCGGAGCCCAUUGGUACGACGUCAUGCGCAGAAAACUACCCGAGCGAGUAAGGUAAAUGAAUUACAGAUGAGAGGAGGAGGAAGAAGAGGAGAGAGAUAGAAAGCUGAGGAUGCAGGUUUGGUCCACAAACACAAAACCUCCCCACUCGCAGCACGCAGCAGGAGCGGCUACACCUCGGUGAAAUAGGCUACAACUUCCAGUGGUCUCAGCAGCACACGACGAGGAGAUGCGUCUGCAAAAGCUUUGAUUCGACCCCCUUUACAUCCUCCUCCUCUUCAUCAUCCUCCUCCUCCACCUCCUCCUCCUCCCAUCUUUAGCGAGGAGCAUCCCGCACACUGAUCUCACUCCGACGGGCAGACAGACAGGCGGAUUGACACAAGCCAGACACGAUGCGUGGAUCUCCCCGACAUGGGACAGCCGUAGGAUUUAUAGUGCUGAUAAACGCGCUGCUGCUGCUCGCGACGCAGGCUGCAGACGGAGUCUUAACGGACCAUCUCCUGGUUCAGUUGCAUGAGGACGCACAGGAUGAGGCGCACCAACUUGCAACACAACAUGGGUUCCAGAGUGCCCGAAAGCUUCCCUUUGGAGAGGGGCUCUUUCACUUCUAUCCUCAGGACACUUCAAAGAGGCGGAGCAAACGCAGUGCCCGCAGCAGACAGCGGCUCCAAAAAGACCGCAGGGUGAAGAAUGUCUUUGAGCAGGAUGGGUUUAGUCGUCAGAAGCGAGGCUACAGAAAUAUCAAUGAUAUUGAAGUCAACAUGAGUGACCCUCUGUUCACCAAACAGUGGUAUCUGAUAAACACAGGCCAGGCAGACGGAACCCCUGGGCUGGAUCUUAAUGUGGCUGAAGCUUGGCAACUAGGCUACACGGGCAAAGGAGUAACCAUCGCAAUCAUGGACGAUGGCAUAGACUAUCUGCAUCCAGACCUGGCAUCAAAUUAUAAUGCAGAUGCCAGCUAUGACUUCAGCAGCAAUGACCCGUUCCCAUUUCCGCGCUACACAGACGACUGGUUCAACAGUCACGGCACACGAUGUGCAGGAGAGGUGUCUGCAGCAGCCAACAACAACAUCUGCGGCGUGGGAGUCGCCUACAACUCCAAGGUGGCAGGUAUCAGGAUGUUGGACCAGCCCUUCAUGACUGACAUUAUUGAGGCAUCAUCCAUCAGCCACAUGCCUCAGGUAAUUGACAUCUACAGUGCCAGCUGGGGACCAACCGAUGACGGAAAGACAGUGGAUGGACCCCGAGAGCUCACGCUGCAGGCUAUGGCUGACGGCGUAAACAAGGGGCGCGGAGGAAAAGGCAGCAUCUACGUGUGGGCAUCGGGAGAUGGUGGUAGCUAUGACGACUGCAACUGUGAUGGUUAUGCCUCGAGCAUGUGGACAAUCUCCAUCAACUCAGCCAUCAAUGACGGACGCACCGCUUUGUACGAUGAGAGCUGCUCCUCCACCCUGGCAUCCACGUUCAGCAACGGACGCAAGAGGAACCCAGAGGCCGGCGUUGCCACCACAGACCUGUAUGGGAACUGCACUCUGCGUCACUCUGGAACAUCAGCAGCAGCUCCGGAGGCAGCUGGAGUUUUUGCGCUGGCGAUUGAGGCAAACCCUAACUUGACAUGGAGAGACAUGCAGCACCUGUCAGUCCUCACCUCCAAGAGGAACCAGCUCCAUGACGAGGUCCACCAGUGGAGGAGGAAUGGCGUGGGUCUCGAGUUCAACCACCUGUUUGGCUACGGUGUUCUGGAUGCUGGGGGAAUGGUGAAAAUGGCCAAGGAAUGGAAAACCGUGCCUGAGCGUUUCCACUGUGUAGCCGGAUCCAUUCAGGAGGCCCAUAAAAUCCAGUCUGGCAACAAACUGGUGCUGGCCAUUACCACUGAAGCCUGUCAGGGGAAGGACAACUUUGUCCGCUACCUGGAGCACGUUCAGGCGGUGGUCACUGUCAAUGCCAGCCGCCGUGGCGCCCUCAACAUCAACAUGACCUCACCCAUGGGCACAAAGUCCAUCCUGCUGAGCAGAAGGCCCCGUGACGACGACUCAAAGGUGGGCUUCGACAAGUGGCCCUUCAUGACCACCCACACCUGGGGCGAGGACCCCCGCGGGACCUGGGUCCUGGAGGUGGGCUUUCAGGGCGACGAGCCACAGCGCGGAGUCCUGAAGGAGUGGACUCUCAUGCUGCAUGGAACACAAAGUGCCCCUUAUAUAGACCAGAUAGUACGUGAUUAUCAGUCCAAACUUGCAAUGUCGAAAAAGGAGGAGCUGGAGGAGGAGCUGGAUGAGGCUGUAGAGAGAAGUCUGAAGAGCUUGCUGAGUAAAAACAACUAAAAUCUCAUCUGCAUGUUGCCAAGUCGUUCACUUUCUCCCUCUCUGAAAUCUUGCUCUAUCCUCUAAAUCUCCUCAGUUCUUCUCACUCUCCCGUCAUCCUCGCUUUUGUCUACCUCUCUUCUCCUCUUCACUCUGCUUUUUGUUAACAAGCGUUUCAAUUAGCCCCCAACCUUCGAUGAAUGUUUCUUGUAAUCCAAUCAUGAUAAAAGUGUAACCUUUAAUAAUCUGUUCUACAUAGAGAAAGCAAACUAUAUCACCUGAUUUUUACACUCGACAGAAUUGUACAUAAACCAACUAUAAGCCACUCUUCAUGCUUUUGCUUUAACUGCCCUGCACCUCUCUUCUGCCAACUGUUGUACAGUUUGUGACUGUAAAUGAUUUUCUGUGUCAUUCUAUUUAAAGUUUAAUAUCUUGCAAACAGAGCAUUGAUACUUCUUUCUGUUUAUAUUUUUAUGUGACAUGCACUGUUUAUAUAAACAAAGAAAGGAAUAUGUGAUUCAUUUUGCAGCCUGUGGUCCUCAGUUCAUAUUUCAUAAUCUUUGACGUAUGCUAUAAUAAAUCUAUUCAGCUGUUUAUUAAAA